This is a messenger RNA of Oryza brachyantha (malo sina), 1215 nucleotides long. Its product is annotated as transcription initiation factor TFIID subunit 8. Gene Ontology annotation, cellular component: transcription factor TFIID complex. Bases 97 to 966 code for a protein of 289 amino acids. Lineage: Eukaryota; Viridiplantae; Streptophyta; Magnoliopsida; Poales; Poaceae. Gene Ontology annotation, molecular function: protein heterodimerization activity. The record is from RefSeq and is a predicted model, not a curated record. The transcript has a single exon.
UAAACUGAAACUGAAACAUGGCAUAAAGCCAUAAAACCACCGCCUCCAACGAUCUGACCUCUAGGGUUUUAAGCCUCCUCGCCGUCGCCGCCAUGAAUGGGAACUCCGGCGAGGGUCACCCGUGAGGCGGCCGACCACCUUCCCUGCAGCCUCCAGGCCGCGCUAACCACCGUAUCCACCGCCCAGAUCCUCCGCUCGUCCGGCUACACCGCGGCGGAGCCCGCCGCUCUCCGCGCCCUCUCCGACAUCGCCGGCCGCUACGUGGCCUCCCUGGGCCGCGCGGCCUCGGCCAUCACCGAGGCCCACGGCCGCACGGAGCCCAACCUCGUGGACCUCACCCUCGCGCUCGAGGGCCACGCGGCCGCCGGGUUCCCCGGCGCGUCGGACCCCGCUCGCCCCGUCCUCCGCUCCGGCGUGCUCUUGGAGCUCGCCGGCUUCGUCCGCGCGGUGCGGGAGGUGCCGUUCCCGAAGCCCGUACCGCGGAGGGCAGGGAACCCAAGCUGCAAGGCGUGGGAGAGCUUUGCGGCGGCGGGGAAGGAGCCACCGCUGAAGCACGUGCCGCGGUGGCUGCCGUGCUUUCCCGAGAAGCGGGAGCCCGAGCCAAAGGCAACAAACGAGGGGGCGGCGGCGAGGUGGGAAGCGCGUAGGCGCGACGAGGGGGAAGCGAAUGUUGAGGAAGCGGUGGCAGUGAAACCAAGCGGUGAUGGAGCGGGGGGCAGGGGAUUAUUACCGGAGAAGAGGGGGAAAGUGAGCUUUCGCUUGCGGGAGGGGGCGAAGAACCGGCGAUUGGGAUUGGACCGGCAGUGUGACGGUGGCCUCGAACGAUUGGAGGAGAAACGAGAAAAUUCCGCGGCAAUGGUGGUUCGGCACGGGCGCGCGGCGAACCACCGGCCGCUCGGCCAUGGUGACGGCGGAGGAACGGAGUUGGCGCUGUCCGUUCCAGUCGUGGGGUUGAAGACGAGUUGAGCUUUUCAGGAGCUUUGGGCCGUGAAUGGACUGCGCCUACAGGCUAAAGCCCACUGUGCACUUCACUUGCCUCGUGGCCGAAACUGUCAAAAGGCUCCAGUGUUCGGGCGGCUGCUCGAUCCAACGGAACGGGACGCACCAUUGUUGUACAAGUUAAUAUUGAGCGGCCACAAUUAUCUUUAGGUUUGUUCAGGAGUUGAAUUUGGCCUAGAUUUCGUGGUUUCCAAUUCCACUAUACUCUAAUGAUAU